Molecule: messenger RNA, 1441 nt
Organism: Diospyros lotus (date-plum)
Lineage: Eukaryota; Viridiplantae; Streptophyta; Magnoliopsida; Ericales; Ebenaceae
Product: probable trehalose-phosphate phosphatase D
Exons: 11
Coding region: 153-1250 (365 amino acids)
Biological process (GO): trehalose biosynthetic process
Molecular function (GO): trehalose-phosphatase activity
Source: RefSeq, a predicted model, not a curated record
UGACCUCUCCGCCAAUCCCCCAACUCCAUCCCCCCUCCUUCUUCUCUCUCUUCUCCAGAGCUCAAGGUUUACCGACUCCUCUGUUCUUCUUCUUCUUCUUCGAUCACCGUUUGUUUCAAUCUUGAAUCUUCCAAGCCUUAAGGGAAGAGGAAAUGACGAACCAGAAUGUGGUGAUUUCCGACGCCAAAUCGGGCAUUGGCAUGGCCAUAACGGUUGCGAUUCCGUCGGCCGUGCUCUUCCUCGGAACGGCGCCGCCGAUCGCCGUUCCGAGGAAGAGCAAGUCCUUGAAGAAGCUCGAAACCGGGCCCUGGAAAAGUUCCUGCAUCGACUUAAUGAGGGCUUCUUCUCCGACCCGGAGGCCCUCCACGCCUCUCUCUGAAGCCGAAGACCAAAUCCGAAGCUCCUGGGUGCUCCAUGACCGCUCGGCUCUCGACAAAUUCGAUCAGAUUGUGAAUGCUUCGAGAGGGAAGCAAAUAGUGAUGUUUCUUGAUUACGACGGGACUCUCUCGCCGAUUGUGGAAGACCCAGAUCGCGCUAUCAUGACAAAAGAGAUGAGAAAUGCUUUAAAGGGCGUCGCCAAGUACUUCCCCACCGCCAUAGUGACCGGCAGGUCCACAGCCAAGGUCUAUGAAUUUGUAAAAUUAUCACAUCUUUACUACGCUGGCAGCCAUGGCAUGGACAUCAAUGGACCUGCCAAAGGCAGCAGCAAGCACAUUAAAGGAAAUCAAGGGGUUCUCUUUCAACCCGCCAGAGAAUUCUUACCGAUGAUCAAUGAGGUGUAUAAAACUUUACUAGAGAAAACCAAGUCCACCCCAGGGGCCAAGGUUGAAAACAACACGUUCUGUGUAUCUGUACACUUUCGCUGCGUUGAAGAAAGGAAUUGGAACGCAUUAGCAGAGCAAGUUAGAUCGGUGCUCAAUGAGUAUCCAAAGCUUAAAAUGACUCAUGGACGGAAGGUAUUUGAGAUUCGUCCAACUAUCAAAUGGAACAAGGGAAAUGCCCUCAAAUUUAUACUAGAAUCUCUUGGGUAUGCGAACUCCGAGGAUGUAAUGCCGGUGUACAUCGGAGAUGAUCGAUCGGACGAGGAUGCGUUUCAAGUGUUGCGCGAUAGGGGACAAGGGCUCGGCAUUUUGGUAUCCAAAAUUCCAAGGGAAACAAAGGCUUCUUAUUCUUUGCAAGACCCUCACGAGGUUAUGUCAUUUUUGCAACACCUAGUGGAAUGGAAAGAAUCACGAGAGCAAGAACGUUAAUGAAGAUAGUCGGGAAUUUUUUUUUUUUUUUCUUUUUUUCAUGUUCUUCCACCCGAAAUUUGACAAGGGUGGAUGGAUAUUAUGUAAUUUUCUUGGUCAGUUAGAAGGGUCAGAUAAUAAUUUUGUAACAUCAAGAGUAGCUUGAGUAAAAUAAUCAUGAAAAAUCAAGAUUAUUACUAUUUUCUAUAUCA